CAGGAAGAUGCUGCGGCUGUGCGGGGAGGCCGAGGACAAGCUGGCACAGGAGCUCAUCCACUUCGAGCUGCAGGUGGAGAGAGAUGUCAUCGAGCCCCUCUUCGUGCUGGCCGAGGUGGAAAUCCCAAAUAUCCAAAAGCAGAGGAAGCACUUGGCAAAGCUCGUGCUGGACAUGGACUCCUCCAGGACGAGGUGGCAGCAGUCCGUGAAGUCCUCGGGCCUGGCCAGCAACCUGCAACCCUCGGGCGCCAAAGCCGACGCUCUCAGGGAGGAGAUGGAGGAGGCAGCCAACAGAGUGGAGAUCUGCAGGGUACCCAGGGCUCCUGGGGGGACCACUCCUUGCUGGGGGGAAUGA
Manacus vitellinus (golden-collared manakin) is the source of this 355-nucleotide messenger RNA. Its product is annotated as rho GTPase-activating protein 44-like. The record is from RefSeq and is a predicted model, not a curated record. Gene Ontology annotation, cellular component: dendritic spine; leading edge membrane; cytoplasm. Bases 8 to 355 code for a protein of 115 amino acids. The transcript has 3 exons. NCBI's taxonomy places the organism in Eukaryota, Metazoa, Chordata, Aves, Passeriformes, Pipridae. Gene Ontology annotation, biological process: neurotransmitter receptor transport, endosome to postsynaptic membrane; negative regulation of Rac protein signal transduction; positive regulation of GTPase activity. Gene Ontology annotation, molecular function: GTPase activator activity; protein binding.